AUGGCUUUCGACAUUUCUAGGCCAGUGCUGCUAGUGUUGUCUGCCGCGGCGCAGGGCAUGGUGCUAGUUUGCGUAAACCCUCCAUCCCAUUUCAGUCUGGAUUUCACCACGGCUUUUAUCUACAUGGCGAUAUUCAAUAUAUUGGCCUGGAUGGUUUAUAUUCUAGCUGUAUACCCCAAUUUCGUCAGCCCUCUUCGACACCUUCCGUGCCCCAAGGGCGCUCACCCAAUUCUCGGUCACAGCACUUCUCAAUUCAAAUCCCCGCGGGGUGAAGACUACCUCAAUUUCAUCAAGGAGAUUCCAAACGACGGCCUCAUUCGUCUCAAGGGUCUCUUCAACACUGACCAGGUACUACUGACCAACUCAAAGGGUCUGGCCGAAGUUUUGGUCACUAGGCCCUACGAGUUUCCGAAACCUGAGACGGACAGGGACUUUCUGCGUCGCUCGAUUGGUGAUGGACUCGUUGUCGCCGAAAGCGUUCACCAUAAACAACAAAGGAGACACAUCUUGCCAAGUUUUGCCUUCAGACAGAUCAAAUGCCUCUAUCCUCUGUUUUGGGAGAAGUCGGUGAAAAUGGUAAAGGCUAUCGAUAGCGAAGUCUUUGGAUCGCAAUCUCCGCUCGCAAACCCCGACGAAAGGCCUGUUGGGAUGACAGACAUCGAAUAUUGGAUACCCAAAGCCACGCUGGAUAUCAUAGGAGUUGCGGGUUUAGGUCGAGAUUUCGACACGCUACAGAAAUCAGACGACAAAAUCGUCAGACUCUACGAAGAACUUACUUCCCCUUCCACAGACAUGCGCGCUCUGGCGACGAUGCAUAUACUUGUAGGGCAGCCACUGGCUGAUCUGAUUUGCGUCUCUGCUUCUAGACGCCUCAAAAGAACGACACAGGAGUUACGAAUCCUCUGCGAGCAAUUUGUGCGCGAAAAGAGGGAGCGAAUCAAUGGCUCCGAUGACAAGUCAAUCGACACACUGGCUACGUUGAUAAAGGCAGAAGUCUUUAGCGAUCAAGAACUUGUGGACCAACUUUUAACAAUUAUUGUUGCCGGCCAUGAAACCACCUCCUCGGCCUUUACAUGGCUAGUUUAUCUGCUCAGUCUUCACCUUGACGUCCAAUCCCGCUUGCGCAAAGAAAUUCACGCUGCGUUACCUGCCGGCUUGUCUUCUGCCAUCAACUCGGAAGACAAUGAUCUAGCUGCGACUCUCGAGUCCCUACCACUUCUCAACGGCAUUUGCAGCGAGACUCUUCGGGUGUUCCCUACGGUUCCAAUAUCAGUGCGUGCAAGCAAAUACAACACGACUCUGCUCGGACAAUACAUUACCGCGGGUACCAGAAUUUUCUUGGCACCCUGGGCUGUCAACAAGGAUCCAGCAAUAUGGGGUCCCGAUGCUCACGAAUUCAAGCCGGAAAGAUGGAUCGACCCUGCCACUGGAAAACCUAACCAGACAGGCGGAGCACCAACCAACUACGCAUUUUUGACGUUUCUUCAUGGUCCACGUAGCUGCAUUGGACAGAACUUUGCCCGGUCUGAGCUGAGAGCGUUGGUAGCUGCUUUUGUGGGGUCCUAUGAAUGGACAUUGGCCGAUCCGAACGAGAAAGUAAUUCCAGCGGGAGUGGUUACCACAAAGCCUAGAGACGGUCUAAAAGUCAAAUUGACCAAGAUCAAGGAGUGGUAG
Messenger RNA from Rhinocladiella mackenziei CBS 650.93, 1674 nucleotides. RefSeq lists its product as uncharacterized. The record is from RefSeq and is a predicted model, not a curated record. Gene Ontology annotation, molecular function: oxidoreductase activity, acting on paired donors, with incorporation or reduction of molecular oxygen; monooxygenase activity; iron ion binding. Bases 1 to 1674 code for a protein of 557 amino acids. Lineage: Eukaryota; Fungi; Ascomycota; Eurotiomycetes; Chaetothyriales; Herpotrichiellaceae. The transcript has 3 exons.